Molecule: messenger RNA, 1161 nt
Organism: Punica granatum (pomegranate)
Lineage: Eukaryota; Viridiplantae; Streptophyta; Magnoliopsida; Myrtales; Lythraceae
Source: RefSeq, a predicted model, not a curated record
GACACACAAUUAAUAGCUAGGGAUUUAUAGAUGUUACCAAAAACUCAAACAAACUAGUAUAGUAAAAGUGAGUUGUGGCUAUAAAUAAUAUUGAGUAUGUAAUGAAGUGUAAAUGAAUGGGAAAAACCUAUACAAACCCCAACAAACAGUAUAUUUUUACAUAUGCACACAUACAGUAAUGUACAGUAACGGCUGUUCAAGUCUUUAUAAGAAGAGAGGAAAAAAAAAAAUUUACCAGAAGGAAGAGAGAGAGUGAUAAUACUGAUAAGUUAGGAGAAACAAAAGCUUCGUAAUUCCAUUACAAGCAAAAUAAAUGUGGGAUCUGCUGUCCUUCUACAUAAUCUCGACCGCGGUCCUUCUGAUCAUGACCGAUUUCCCCCCGAACCCAGAGGAUGGAGAGCAGUGGUUGCCGUCCGAUGUGUUCCAUGAGAUUGAAUCGGGUGAGGAUGCUGAAGUUGUUAGCCCCAAAAGCAACUCAUCAACUCAUUAUGAUACGGCCUCUGAUGAGAUUAGCGUUGAUGACCAGUUUGACCAUGUCGGGGUCGACGAUCCAAAGGGAGAGACGGCAAAAUCAUCCAAAAAAUUUGAGGAAACUGGAGGACUGGAGAAGGUGAUGGCGGAUUAUUACAAUUGGCCAUGGCAAUGGCAGUUUAUUCGUGAUAAUUAUUAUUCCAUUAAUAAUGACAUGGGGAGUGCUCCCAAGCAUUAUGGAGGCACAGGUGUGUUCCUGCCCCAACACAGUACGAGAAGCCUUCCCCAACACAACAGGAGACCUUCCAUGGAAGCAGAGCUCGGGACCAUGAGUUCCAUUGGCACUGGCGGCUGCAGAUCUUGCCGGGGCACUGGCGUUUUCAUCAAUCAAAAGCUUCAUCUCCCUACCCACAAGAGGACCAAGAGCUGUGGGGUGAUCAUGCGGAGCAAUUGCAAUAACAGCAAAGCGAAGGGCGGGACUAUCAGCAGCAACAACCGCGAGCAGAAGACAGCUGCCGGAGGGAAGCAGCCUUCUGCUGUCAAAUCCGAUCAGACAUUUCAUCUGCCCGACGACUGGAUAUACUGAUUUGAUGAUGAAUGAUGGCUGCUGUCCUGUCGAGAAAAAAAAAAAAUACCCGAUCAUAGUUCAUAAUGUAAUAAAACUGCUUGCAGGAAAGCAGUCAUAAUCAA